Daphnia magna is the source of this 867-nucleotide messenger RNA. It is a transcript of the gene sra, whose product is annotated as calcipressin-2. Gene Ontology annotation, biological process: calcium-mediated signaling. NCBI's taxonomy places the organism in Eukaryota, Metazoa, Arthropoda, Branchiopoda, Diplostraca, Daphniidae. The coding region runs from base 1 to 735 and encodes 244 amino acids. Gene Ontology annotation, molecular function: calcium-dependent protein serine/threonine phosphatase regulator activity; nucleic acid binding. Gene Ontology annotation, cellular component: nucleus; cytoplasm. The record is from RefSeq and is a predicted model, not a curated record. The transcript has 3 exons.
AUGGAUUCUGACGAAUUUGAACUGGAAGCGAAGUUAAGAUCCCUGAGUCUAAACGAACAAACGGGUACAACAAACAACGAAAGAGAACAUCAAUUGGCUGAGUUGAUUGCGAAUUGCGUUGCCGACGUCGAACCCAGAGACAACCAGCAAGAAGAUGAGAAGAAAGAGAUCACAGAUGAAACCAAAGAGGGCGAGCAGCAACCUACUUCUUUAAUUGUGACGAAUCUCCCCAAUGAAUUGUUUUUCCAACAGGAGCUCAAGACGGAGCUGGAGGCCCUGUUCAGGACUUUUGAUGAAUCAGCCACUUUCCACUACUUGCGUAGUUUUCGCAGGGCAAGGGUAGAUUUCUCUUCCAACGGUAUUGCCACCAAAGCCAGGGUUCACCUACACCAAACACCUUUUGGUGAUAGUGUCAUGAAUUGCUUUUUUGGGCAGCCUCCACUUGUCAACAAGAACUCCCAACAAUUCCUUCAGAUCCCUCCACCUGUCAGACAGUUCCUCAUAUCUCCACCUGCCAGUCCUCCUGUGGGCUGGGCUCCAGCGCCAGAGUCAGGGCCAGUGGUCAACUUUGAUCUUUUAUCUGCCAUCGCUUCACUUGGCCCAGGUGACAAACAUGAGCUGCUACCAGCCACGGAUAAUCAACCUGGAAUAGUUGUUCACAUUUGCGCCGACAUGGAUGGAAUUGGUCCCAAACAACACGUCAUCACGCAGACGCCGUGUCCAAAAAGAAAUUAGUCAUUAUAGUUAAAAAAAAAAAAUCGAAUUUUCAAUUGAAUAUAAUUUAUUGUUGAAUUUAUUUCCCGUAUUGUUUAAAUUAUUGUUUUAAUAACUACCGUUUCCGAUAAAUAAAAAACAUGGUGAACAAUU